CAGAAAUUCUUCUGGAGCAAAAAGUCAACAACUAAACUUAAAAGUGUGGAAAAAAAUCAGAAAUAUGUCUGCAUGCUGCCUUUUUUAAUUUAACAAAACCUCCGUCGUUCUUAUUUUCAUUUCACAAUGUCCCUACCUCACCUCGGAGCCACUUCCUCUGUAACUUGAUAGUUGACCGUAAUACGUGUAAUAAAGUGGGAGCAGUUCAAGGGGAAUUUGUGCUGCAGACUUUGGGACAUUGACGCACACACACCCUCUGGCUGGCUGCUGCUGCAGACUGUCUGUAUGUGUGUGUGUGUGUGAGAGGUGCCACAUCGAAACGGAAUAGAAUAAACUCUGGAAAAUGCGCAUCAUGCUGCUGAUCCUGCUGCAGAUGUUGGUCCUUGUGUCGUCUGCUCCUCCACGGUGUGACCCAGGAUUUAGAGGACUGUGCAAGCCAAUGGAAGUGGAAGAAAAAGCCAAAUGCACAGAUAUGCUACUGUCCUACUGCGACGACAUGUCCUACACUCAGACCAUGUUCCCGAACAUCCUUGGCCACAAGACCCGCGAGGACGCCGAGGCCGGCGCCGAGUACCUCCUCAUGAGCGUGGUCGAGUCUCUCCUCGGCGGAGAGUGCAACCCGGAGAUCCGCAUGCUGGGCUGCUCCGUGUUGGCGCCUCGCUGCGAGAUGGGGAAGGUGCUGAAGCCCUGCCGCACCACCUGCGAGACGGUGCAGAAAAGAUGCAGCCACGCUUUCGACGCGAUAGAGAUGGCGUGGCCCUACUUCCUGGACUGCGAUCGCUUCUUCGUCGGAGAACAAGAGGGGUGUUAUGACCCGCUGGAGGACCUCCGAGCGGAGCAGGAUGCCGAGGCCGUUGACAGCAUGGAAUUUCUUCCUGCCGAGGAGCCCGCCACCGCGAUAAAGUUCACCUUUUACUCCAACGCUCAGAUGAACAGCAUCUUGAAGAAAACUGAGGAGCAAUGCUCCGACAUCGCGAGAACCUACAGCAUCGGCCGCAGCAUGGAGGGCAGGGAGCUGCUCGUGAUCGAGUUCUCCAACAACCCCGGCCAACAUGAACUGCUCGAGCCAGAGGUGAAGUACAUCGGCAACAUGCACGGAAAUGAAGUCCUGGGCCGCCAGCUGCUGAUCUACCUGGCUCAGUACAUGUGCUCAGAGUAUCUGCUGGGGAGCGAGCGCAUCCAGACUCUCAUCAACACCACCCGCAUCCACAUCCUGCCCUCCAUGAACCCUGACGGAUACGAGGUGGCAGUUUCUGGACUCGAGGACAAUAACUACAAUGAUGAUGAGGAGGAGGGUCCCAGAUAUGAUACUUGGAACAUCGGCCGGAGUAACGCUCAAAACCUUGACCUGAACAGAAACUUCCCCGAUCUGACAUCCGUCGCUUACGGCCGCCGCAGACAGAAGGGCUACCGCACCGACCACAUCCCAAUCCCAGACUAUUACUGGUUUGGUAAGGUUGCACCAGAGACUUACGCUGUCAUGAAAUGGAUCCGCUCCAUCCCGUUCGUGCUCUCCGCUAACUUCCACGGCGGGGACCUGGUGGCGUCCUACCCCUACGAUCUGUCCAAACACCCGCUGGAGCACAACAUGUUCUCCGCAACACCGGACGACAAGGUAUUCAAGCUUCUUGCAAGAACAUAUGCAAACGCCCAUGAGACGAUGUCCAAUGAAAACGCCCAGUGUGGACCGGCUCGUAGGCACAGUAAAAAAGGAACCGUUAAUGGAGCCGAGUGGGCCAGCAUCGCAGGUGGCAUGCAAGACUUCAACUAUCUUCACACCAACUGUUUUGAGAUAACCGUGGAGCUGGGUUGUGAUAAAUUCCCCGCUGAAGAGGAACUGUUUAUCGGCUGGCAUGAAAACCACGAGGCUUUAAUCGCAUUUAUUGAAGCGGCCCAUCGAGGUAUCAAAGGACUCGUAAAAGACGAGGAGGGAAAUGUGGUCCAAGGUGCACGAAUAUCAGUCGGAGGAAUACGGCACGACGUUACUACAGCUCAAAACGGAGACUACUGGCGCCUCCUCACCCCUGGCAUCCACAUCGUCAGCGCCUCGGCCCCGGGCUACACCAAAGCCGUGAAGAAAGUCCAUCUGCCUCGUAGCAUGCAGGCAGCAGGCCGGGUGGACUUUGUGCUGCAGAAAGCUGCGUUUGAGCUCGACACGCAAGAGGAGGACGACGCCAUCCUGGCAAUGGGCACCUACGACCGCUUCGACCCUUAUAACCAGUACGAGCGCUACACCCUGAUGGCUGAUUUGAGCCAAGACCGUGAGGAGAGAGCGGAGAAGCCCUGGUGGUGGAACUACUUUAACCUGCCGGGAGGCCUUGCGCCAACAUGGCUGCUCAAGCACUAUUAGAGCUUUCAUGGUAUCUCUUUCUACAGUAUACACACAAACCGAGCUAUAUCGUCUAAUGAAUGUGCUGCUUUUUUAUUGAUGUUACACGGCAGGAAAGUGUAAAAGCUCGCUGGCUGGCCUUCGUGUUAGCUUUUACACUUUUACCUACGUGUGCUCUGUUUUGGUCCCAAGUCAAUUAACUUCACCAUGAUGUUUUAUAACAAUUUUACAGCAGAAAUAAAGACCUUUUAUGUCAAUUAUUGUAUAUAGUCACAAUGUGAAUCCUUCACACCCUUCUUUUAAAUAUCUUGGGAAAGUAAGUUUAUUUGUACUGCUACUUUCAAACAAGAACAACCUAAAAAAAAGGAAAAUAAAUAUGUUGAAAAAGCAUACUCUGAUAAUUUAUUUUCCCCAAAUAACCCAUCUUCAUUCAAGCAUUAGACUUUUAGUAUGUGAUUAAACCAGGUGGCCACUAGGGGGCAGGCUGAGUCAACUUCUGGCCCGAGUUACUGCAAACCAUGAAGUCUGGUUAUUCUUCCACAUAGUGUGUACUAUUUGUAAAAUUAACUGAAAUAGUUCUGUGUCUUGAGCGUUGUGCUGAGUCAGAGUUUUGUAUUAAAGACUCCUGAUAUCUUUUGCA
This is a messenger RNA of Sebastes umbrosus (honeycomb rockfish), 2969 nucleotides long. RefSeq names its product carboxypeptidase Z-like. Bases 344 to 2350 code for a protein of 668 amino acids. Gene Ontology annotation, biological process: proteolysis. The record is from RefSeq and is a predicted model, not a curated record. The transcript is spliced from 11 exons. Gene Ontology annotation, molecular function: metallocarboxypeptidase activity; zinc ion binding; protein binding. NCBI's taxonomy places the organism in Eukaryota, Metazoa, Chordata, Actinopteri, Perciformes, Sebastidae.